This is a messenger RNA of Calidris pugnax (ruff), 2688 nucleotides long. Its product is annotated as matrix metalloproteinase-16-like. The record is from RefSeq and is a predicted model, not a curated record. Lineage: Eukaryota; Metazoa; Chordata; Aves; Charadriiformes; Scolopacidae. The transcript has 7 exons. Gene Ontology annotation, cellular component: extracellular matrix. Gene Ontology annotation, biological process: zymogen activation; skeletal system development; collagen catabolic process. The coding region runs from base 1 to 2325 and encodes 774 amino acids. Gene Ontology annotation, molecular function: metalloendopeptidase activity; zinc ion binding.
AUGGCCAUGGAGACAUCCUCGACCCAGUUUAGGUCCUUCUUUGACCCAAUCAUGGCCAUGGAGGUGUCCUCGACCCAAUUUAGAUCCUUCUUUGACCCAAUCGUGGCCAUGGAGAUGCCCUCUGGGUUCUCCAGGAGGGCCAUGCGUCGUCCCCGCUGUGGUGUCCCCGACAAGUUCGGGGCGGAGAUCAAGGCCAACGUGCGCCGCCGCCGCUACGCCAUCCAGGGCAUGAAGUGGGAGAACCAGGAGAUCACCUUCUGCAUCCAGAACUACACCCCCAAGGUGGGGGAGGCCGGGACCUUCGGGGCCAUCCGUCGGGCCUUCUCCGUCUGGGCGGCGGCCGCCCCUUUGCGCUUCCGGGAGGUCCCCUACGGGGAGGUCCGUCAAGGCCGUGCCCCCCAAGCGGACAUCAUGAUCUUCUUCGCCGAGGGCUUCCACGGGGACAGCACCCCCUUCGACGGGGAAGGGGGCUUCCUGGCCCACGCCUACUUCCCCGGGCCCCACAUCGGUGGGGACACCCACUUCGACGGGGCCGAGCCUUGGACGGCCCGCAACGAUGACCUCAGCGGCAACGACCUCUUCCUGGUGGCCGUCCACGAGCUGGGCCACGCGCUGGGGCUGGAACACUCCAGCGACCCCUCGGCCAUCAUGGCCCCCUUCUACCAGUGGAUGGACACCGAGGCCUUCGUCCUCCCCGACGACGACCGCCGGGGCAUCCAGCAGCUCUACGGUAGGCCCCGGCCCCGUAGCCCCGACCGCCCCCCCGGGCCCCCCUACGGCCCCCGCAUCUGCGACGGCAACUUCGACACCAUCGCCAUGCUGAGGGGGGAGAUGUUCGUCUUCAAGGAGCGGUGGUUCUGGCGCGUGAGGGACCGGCGGGUGAUGGACGGGUACCCCCUGCCCAUCGGCCACUUCUGGGUGGGGCUGCCCCCCAACAUCAACACGGCCUACGAGAGGAAGGAGUGGGACGGUGGUGGGUCUGAGGAGGUGGUGGUGGGUCUGAGGAGGUGGUGGGUUGUCCCCGUGGUGACCAUGUCCCACCCCACCCCCCCAGGGGACAAGCACUGGGUGUUCGAGGAGGCGGUGCUGGAGCCAGGGUACCCUCGGGCCCUGCGGGACCUGGGCCGGGGUGUCCCCACCGACCGCCUGGACGCCGCCCUCCUCUGGCUGCCCAGCGGCAAGACCUACUUCUUCCGGGGCAACAAGUGGGUGGCCACCUCUGGGGACCUUCUGGGGACCUUCUGGGAUCUUCUGGGAUCUUCUGGGGACCUUCUGGGACCUUCUGGGAUCUUUGGGGAUGUUCUGGGAUCUUCUGGAACCUCUUGGAACCUCUCAGGAACCUUCUGGGGAUCUUCUGGGGACCUUCUGGGACCUUCUGGGAUCUUUGGGGAUGUUCUGGGAUCUUCUGGAACCUCUUGGAACCUCUCAGGAACCUUCUGGGGAUCUUCUGGGGACCUUCUGGGACCUUCUGGGAUCUUUGGGGAUGUUCUGGGAUCUUCUGGAACCUCUUGGAACCUCUCAGGAACCUUCUGGGGAUCUUCUGGGGACCUUCUGGGACCUUCUGGGAUCUUUGGGGAUGUUCUGGGAUCUUCUGGAACCUCUUGGAACCUCUCAGGAACCUUCUGGGGAUCUUCUGGGGACCUUCUGGGACCUUUGGGAACCUUCUGGGCACCUUCUGGGGACCUUCUGGGACCUUUGGGAACCUUCUGGGAUCUUCUGGGAUCUUCUGGGACCUCUUGGAACCUCUCAGGAACCUUCUGGGGAUCUUCUGGGAUCUUCUGGGCACCUUCUGGGACCUUCUGGGACCUCUUGGGAACCUUCUGGGCACCUUCUGGGACCUUCUGGGGAUCUUCUUGGGACCUUUGGGGACCUUCUGGGACCUUUGGGGAUCUUCUGGGACCUCUUGGAACCUCUCAGGAACCUUCUGGGGAUCUUCUGGGACCUUCUGGGGACCUUCUGGGACCUUUGGGGAUCUUCUGGGAUCUUCUGGAACCUCUUGGGAACCUUCUGGGGAUCUUCUGGGACCUUCUGGGACCUUCUGGGGAUCUCUGGGACCUUCUGGGGAUCUUCUGGGGAUCUUCUGGGAUCUUCUGGGACCUUCUGAGGACCUUCUGGGGAUCUUCUUGGACCUUCUGGGGAUCUUCUGGGACCUUCUGGGCACCUUCUGGGGAUCUUCUAGGACCUUCUUGUCACCUCUGUGUCACCUCUCUCACCUCCUUGAUGUCCCCAUGGCCACCUUCAUGGCCACCACGAGCCCCCCAUGGCCCACGAUGGUGUCCCCACGCCCUGGUGACACCCCCAUGGCCACCUCCACGCCCCCCAUGAUGUCUCCAUGGCCCUUCCCAUGGCCGUGUUGAUGUCCCCAUGGCCACGUUGAGGUCCCUAUGGCCACCACGAGGUCCCCAUGGCCCAUGAUGGUCUCCCCACGCCCCCCAUGAUGUCCCCAUGGCCCACGUUGAUGUCCCCAUGACCCAUGAUGGUGUCGUCAUGACCCAUGGUGGUGUCCUCACGCCCCCCAUGAUGUCUCCAUGACCCUUCCCAUGGCCACGUUGAUGUCCCCAUGGCCACCACGAGGUCCCCAUGGCCCAUGGUGGUGUCCCCACGCCCCCCAUGAUGUCCCCAUGACCCAUGAUGGUCUCCUCACGCCCCCCAUGAUGCCUCCAUGGCCCUUCCCAUGGCCAUAUUGAU